UUAUUUUUGUUUGGUUCAUUAUCGCGUCGGUCGUUGCGCGCUGGGGUUUAUUAUUUAAAAUAGUGCACUUUCUUGUGCGUCUUCGCAGUACGCCAAACGUCGUAGAUUGUGUGACUGUCAUACGAAGAAAAAAUUGAAAAUCCUUAAAUAACUAAAGAAUAAUUUCUAAUUUAAUAGGACAACUGGUAUACAAAAGCUAAUUAACAAAGACACGCAAGUGCUUGCACACUGUGCUAUUAUGCAAAGUGCAGGCCAAACAACAACAACACUGCAGCUGGCCUAAGAAAAGAAAAACAAAUGCAAAAAGUGCCUUGGUAAAGCGAGAAAAGAACCCAAACCCUCAUUAAGCCAGCUGUGAUUGUGAUCUUUGUUUUCGGCUCUCCAUAAAGUGGGAGACAAAUGGGCGUCGGGAUGGGGGGCGGUGGCCUGCUGGAUAUUUACGCCAUGGCCUGGGAGCAUCUGAGACCCGGAAGUUCGCCCGUCGAUUGGUGCGAAGGCAAUUAUUUGAUUUCGUCCAACAUAGCCGAGUUUGUGAACACGUUUAGCAACUUUUUGUUUAUCCUCCUCCCGCCUGUGCUGAUAAUGCUGUUCAAGGAGUACGGACGCUUUGUAACCCCAGGAAUCCAUGUGAUAUGGGUACUACUCAUUGUGGUUGGUCUGAGUUCAAUGUAUUUCCACGCUACGCUCAGCCUAAUUGGCCAACUUCUCGAUGAACUGGCCAUUCUCUGGGUUUUCAUGGCUGCCUUUUCGCUAUUCUAUCCAAAGCGGUAUUAUCCCAAGUUCGUGAAAAACGAUCGUAAAACCUUCAGUUGGCUCAUGCUGAUGUCUGCGAUCGCCGCAACGGGCUUGUCGUGGUGGAAGCCCAUUGUUAAUGCCUUUGUUCUUAUGUUCAUGAGUAUACCGACCAUGAUAAUGCUCUACACGGAGCUACAGAGAGUACGAGACCAGAGGGUUUACCGCCUGGGUAUUCGAUCUACGACUGUCUGGGCUGUUGCCGUUUUCUGCUGGAUUAAUGAUCGGGUUUUCUGCGAGGCCUGGUCGGCAAUCAAUUUUCCGUACCUGCACGGCUUCUGGCACAUAUUCAUCUUCAUCGCAGCGUACACAGUGCUGGUGCUGUUCGCUUACUUCUACGUGGAAUCGGAACUGCCCCAGAGACAGCCCCUACUAAAGUACUGGCCGAAGAACGAGUUCGAAUUCGGGAUACCCUUCAUAUCGAUCAGGAAUCCAGAUUCGAAAGAUUGGCUCGUCUACUGCAGUUUGUACAUGCAGGACUACGACUGCAAAUACGGAAAGAACUAAUGCAAGAUUUCAGGUGACAAGGUUCCCUGAGUGGAGCCUCCUCCAAACAUACACAUACAUAUACAGCGUGAUAUAAAGUAGUUUUGCAGAUAAAGAAAUACCUAAAAUAACCUAGCCGUUAACUAGCUUGUCUGCAAAAAAGCAGAAACCAAAUUAUUGUUAACCACAAUGUAUAGCUGCCAUAUAGAGCGUUACUUUAGGAAUUAUAAUUUACUUGAUUUUAAUAAAUGUCAAAAAAUGUACUGCGUUAAGAAUAUGCAAUUUCGAUUUAUCACAAUAAAUAUUAUUUUAAAUAAAA
Drosophila rhopaloa is the source of this 1597-nucleotide messenger RNA. It is a transcript of the gene bwa, whose product is annotated as alkaline ceramidase. Gene Ontology annotation, cellular component: membrane. Bases 400 to 1299 code for a protein of 299 amino acids. Gene Ontology annotation, molecular function: hydrolase activity, acting on carbon-nitrogen (but not peptide) bonds, in linear amides. NCBI's taxonomy places the organism in Eukaryota, Metazoa, Arthropoda, Insecta, Diptera, Drosophilidae. Gene Ontology annotation, biological process: ceramide metabolic process. The transcript is spliced from 5 exons. The record is from RefSeq and is a predicted model, not a curated record.